This is a messenger RNA of Cladophialophora carrionii CBS 160.54, 1911 nucleotides long. RefSeq lists its product as uncharacterized. The coding region runs from base 1 to 1911 and encodes 636 amino acids. The record is from RefSeq and is a predicted model, not a curated record. Gene Ontology annotation, molecular function: urea transmembrane transporter activity. Lineage: Eukaryota; Fungi; Ascomycota; Eurotiomycetes; Chaetothyriales; Herpotrichiellaceae. The transcript is spliced from 5 exons. Gene Ontology annotation, biological process: urea transmembrane transport. Gene Ontology annotation, cellular component: plasma membrane.
AUGGCUGUGGAGCUUCUCAGCCAAGCCGAUGGCUAUGGCAUUAUCGUUGGCCUUUCGGUGCUAUUCUGCCUUAUCAUCGUCUUCGCUGUCCGCAUCCAGAAGAGGUACAUGUCAGAGGACAGUGAUCAAUCAGAAAUGUUCAUGGUUGCAAAUCGUUCCGUGGGUACCGGAUUGACGGCCUCGGCCGUCUUCUCGAGUUGGAUGUGGAUCAAUGAAAGUGUCUUUUCGGCGGCCUACACCUACAAGUUCGGAAUCGCUCUUCCGGUCUGGUGGGCAAGCGGAUUAUCGUUCCAGAUCGCCCUCAUGGCCGUGCUCGGGAUUAUAGCGAAGCUGCGCGUACCGUACGCGCAUACCUCGCUUGAGAUCAUCAAGCUGAGGUAUGGAAAAUAUGCGCACUGGCUUUUCAUCCUUCUGAAUCUGGUCAACAAUAUUUUUGGCUGCGGUAGCAUGAUUCUUGCCGGGGCUCAGCUGGUGACCGGAAUGACCGGAAUGCACGUCGUUGCAGCUUGCAUCUUGAUUCCUGCAGGAGUCGUCACCUAUACGGCCGUUGGGGGCCUUAAAGCAACUUUCUUGACCGACUUCCUGCAUACAACCAUUGCUCUGAUCCUCUUGAUCUACUUCUCGCUAGCCGUCUUGACAAAUGAACACAUUGGCGGCGUCUCAGGCUUGUACGAGAAAGUCAAAGCCACGGAAGAUUAUAUCCCCGGCAACUACAAAGGCUCGCUUUUGACUAUGAAAUCUAGGAGCUCCCUGAUGUUUGGCCUGGUCCUCAAGUUCGGCAACCUUGCCUUAGUGCUCAUGGACACAGCCUUCUGGCAGAAAUCUUUCGCCUCGGAAGUGCACUCGGUUGUCCCAGCAUACGACCUGGUGUCUGUUGUCAUCAUCGCCAUACCUUGGUGUACCGGUACCAUUAUCGGCCUCAGUGCCCGAGCGAUCGAGAACACUCCUGUUUGGUUCGACUAUCCCAAUACUCUGACACUCAAACAAGUCAACUCCGGUCUCGUAAUGCCGUACGUGUUGAGGUCGUUACUCGGUACCGGCGCCACUGCUGGUCUGCUUGUACUCAUCUUCAUGGCCAUCACCAGCACGGUGUCUUCGUCCAUGAUCGCGGUUAGCAGCAUCAUCUCUCUCGACUUCUUCCGGACUUACAUCAACCCACAUGCGUCGGACCGCAAAACGCUUCAAGUGAGCCAUUGGGGUGUAGUCUUCCACGGUUGCUUUAUGGCUGGAUUUGCAAUCAUGCUCGAGUACGCCGGCGCGACGAACAACUGGUCCACCUACUUCCGACCUAUCGUGGCAUGCCCGGGCAUUCUACCGAUGAUUCUAACGCUUCUAUGGUCGAGGCAAACGAAAUUGGCGGCCAUCCUGGCUCCUAUCCUUGGCCUUCUGUCUGGUCUUGCAACUUGGCUUUCCCUGUCCUGGGCGUGGUCUGGGGCGAUCAACAUCCAAACCACCCAGGCACAGGUGCCAGGUCUGUACGCCGCGAUCGUCUCUUUCUUCUCCCCGGCUCUCUAUUCUGUCAUCAUAUCUUUGGCCUGGCCGAGCCGUUUCGACUGGCGCGAUCCCAGUAGAAGCCCACAUCCACCAGCUCACAAAAUGAACGCUCGAACCCCCCUCGACCAAGUCGUUCACCCAUUCGACGAAGCGACUAUCCGGCACAUUAAAAAGUGGUUCAAGAUUGCCAGCAUCUACUUUGUCGUCAAUGUCUUGGUCACCGUCGUCCUCUGGCCAUUGCCACUGUACCGAGACUAUAUCUUCACAAGGGCAUUUUUCGACGGAUGGGUCUCCGUGGCCAUUAUCUGGCAUUUCGCCGCCAUGUUCGCCGUCAUUGUGUAUCCGUGCUAUGACGGCCGACAUGCUAUUGCCCGUGCGGUUCGUGGAAUGGUCAAGGACUUGAAAAACAGGAGAUGA